UUAAAAUCCCAUUGCCUUUGCUUUGCCAGUAAAGUGUCGCCGCAUUUGAAGCCUUUUUGAAAACCCUGUGCCAGGGAGAAAUGCCUUCACUGGGAGCCACACAAACACCUCGACUCGAACCAUGGCGGACGCAAUCAGAUGCGCCUGCGAAUCCUUUAACUCCGUGGUGAACUACCUGAUCACGCUGAGGAUCUGCGAGAUUCGGCACUGCCUCGAGUUCCUCGGAGUGGCCCAUACGGAGGUGAUCGCAGGCGUGGUCCUCUUCAUCCUGCUGCAGUUCACCAAGUUCACGGCCGUCCUGCUGCUGGCCAUUUUGCUGGCCUACGGGAUAUUCUACCUGUGGGAGACCUUCUUCCCUGAAAUCAGCCAAUUUGGUCACAGGGGUAUAAAGAUGUUCCGAAAUGUUCGCACCUCUGCCAAUCUGCCACCGUUUACAUCCGACACGGACGAUUCACCUGGGGAGUACUUAAUCAGUCCAAAGGUUCAGCAAUACACUAGUGGCAUGGUGACCCCGACUAACCUCAAUAUGCCCAUGCUACUGCCUGUUUUGCAAACCAAAAAUCUGAGGACCACCAGCUUGCAAACGGACCCCAGGAAAAGGCAGGAUGAGGAGAACAGGAGGGGAUCCCGUGGUUCCCGAGGUCACUCUUCUCAUAGGGAAUCGCAGGAUGCGGGGAAACACCGCCAGGAGCGUCCCUACUGGCGGUCUGUUAACGCGGAAACGGAAAGGGAACUGCCCCACUCCUCCAAGAAAGCUCACCAUGGCAGUGGCGGAGGAGCAGGUGGUGGAGGAGGCGAGUCCAAGCGGAUUUCGAAUGUCAUGCGAAUCCCGACCAUCACCAGUGGGGUAGUGGAAGCCAGGAGACUAUCCAAUGUGACCAGUGAGCAGCUGAAGCGACUCCCAAAUAUCACAAGUGGGGAAUACCGAAGGAUAUCCAACGAAACCAGGAAGUUGCACAACAUAACCAGUGGGGAGAUCAUAGCAGCCCGAAGGAUACCGAAAGUGACCAGCAAUACCCAUGAAUCCAGAUGGUUGCCCAACAUGACUAGUAGUGAUGUAAAGGAUUCCCGUAGGGCUCAAAAUAUCACAAGCAAUACCAACGAAUCGAGAAAAACUGGCAAUGAAGUAAAGGAAUCUCGAAGAGAGUCCCGAAGGGAAUCGCAGAGACAGUCCACUGAAACGAAGGAAUCCCGGAGGAGCUCACAUCCCCAGGGUGGUGGAGAGUCCCGUCGACCCUCUCAUAGUCAUCGAGAUGGAGGAGGUGGUGGCGAAGCCAAGUCCCGUCGUCCUGCGGAGAAAGCAUAUCCUCCCCAAGGUCGUCGUCCUGAGGAGCCUGCACGACAGCGACGGAGCAGCAACGGAAAUUCUGGGGUAACUAGAAGGCAAUUUCCGGAAGAUCACUACGAGCGAUUGAAGGUGGAGAAUCGAGAGUUCCAGGCUCGGCGACUGCAGGCGAGUGGGGCAGGUGGAUUCCGGCAAAGCCUGAGUAAUCCCACCUCCGAGGGAGCUUUACUCACCAAACAGGACAACUUCAUAGGACCUCAUCGCCAAUUCGACAAAAGGGAAACCCAAAAGAACAUGAAAUCGAGUAAUCCCAACAAGGAUGCCAGUCAUCGUUACAGACCCUAUCGCGUGCCCAAUACGAUACUUUGAAAUGGACCGGAGUAGUAUUAGGAAAAAGUCUACUUUCCAAAGUGGAGCAGAGAGUCCCUCUCAUACCAGCACUGAGUCACGAAAAACUAUCCAGUUCGACGAGUAUCCAAAGACUGUUGAGAGCGAGGACACCGAUGAAAGUAAUAGCUCGACAGAGAAGGCAAUCAAAAAGAAUUCCAAAAAGGCUACGGAUAGGGAUACCAAGCCCGAUACUACACAGAAUAAGAGCCAAGAGUGCAGCCGUGGACCAGUGAACAAUCCCAAGGAGUAUCCAUUUGUAAUAGAGAUUCCCGAGCAGGAAGAAAAGAAAAAGAAAAAGGGAAGUUUUUCUGCAAAAUCUAAAGAAAUGUUAGGCGAUAAGAAAAAGUAAAGGAACUAAGUAAACAUUUAUCCAAAUUACUGUUUUUCACAAACCAAAUAAACCCGGCAAAGGCAUUUAAUAAAAUUGUUUUGUAACCCGUUUUGUAA
Molecule: messenger RNA, 2122 nt
Organism: Drosophila biarmipes
Lineage: Eukaryota; Metazoa; Arthropoda; Insecta; Diptera; Drosophilidae
Exons: 5
Coding region: 122-1654 (510 amino acids)
Source: RefSeq, a predicted model, not a curated record